AUGAAUCUCAAUGAGAAAAGAGACAAUGGUCAUAAAGAAAAAAAACCUGUUAGCACAGUCCAUGCUGGAUUAAAAUCUCGUAAUGCUAUUUUAUGUGCAUCUGAUAAUGCAAGUUUAUAUCCAUGUAUUUCAAGUAAGACAAGUGAUACAGCUUCAUGUGAUUAUCCAUUUUUACUUAUUAAUCAUGUACAUAAUAUUUAUCUUGAAGGUGAAGGUCAUAUUGAUGCUGGUGCACAAAGUUCAUCAUUUAUGUAUAAUAUAACUAUUGAAAAUAUGGAUUUACAUAGUAAUUCAGCUGCUAUUAAUGUAAAUGAUUUUGAAGCAAAUUCUACUGGUGAUAUGUAUAAUAUGAUAUUUCGUAAUAUAUGUGUAAUAGAUACAAAUCAUAGUUUAUGUGUAGCACCACGUUGGGGAACAGGUAUAGUAUCAAAUCUUUUAUUUGAAUAA
Messenger RNA from Rotaria sordida, 447 nucleotides. NCBI's taxonomy places the organism in Eukaryota, Metazoa, Rotifera, Eurotatoria, Philodinida, Philodinidae. The record is from the annotation of a GenBank genome assembly.